Molecule: messenger RNA, 282 nt
Organism: Cladophialophora bantiana CBS 173.52
Lineage: Eukaryota; Fungi; Ascomycota; Eurotiomycetes; Chaetothyriales; Herpotrichiellaceae
Exons: 1
Coding region: 1-282 (93 amino acids)
Biological process (GO): signal transduction
Source: RefSeq, a predicted model, not a curated record
AUGGCCUUUGCGACAGUGUAUUAUGAACUCACCUCAGCAAUGGAAGCCAACGAAGGUCGCGACUGGGCCCAAUUGGAUGUGCUCGAGAAGUCGUUAAUCCUGGAUACUCUUAACUUUGCCCUUAUGAAAACACCGCGCCUAAACCACCAUCUGCUGCUGUACUUGGUCGAUCUGCUCCAAGCAUGUGUUGAGUAUUCGGACCUCAACCUCAUGACGGUGGAUCGGCUAGUCGCUGUUUUUCAGCCUUCCAUCCUGUCUCUUGGGCGGAAGAGAUGUCAAUAG